AUGCCUCGUGAUUUCAGGUCCAUCAAGGAAGACAGUCUUAAACGCUGGGACCCGAGUUUUCUUAGGUUUCGGUACUAUAAACGGCGCACUGGAUACCCUGAUACACCUUUCAUGUCUUCCCAUCCUCGCACACUGGAGCCCGCGAUACUGGCUAGCAUCGCCCGUAAUCUUCGGAUCUCGAAAUCCAUACAGCUCGCAGGAUUCGUGAUUCUGUUAUACGACCAUGCUUUGACUUUCGACGACGAGGUGGAACGCAUCUGGAAACAUCGGCUAUCAGGAGCUUCGCUUCUAUUCCUGCUGAACAGAUAUAUCUCGCCGCUACGAUCUAUCGUGGCCACCACAGCGUUUCAUCACCCCCAAUGGACCGGCACCGCAUGCUCUAAUUUUGUCCAAUUUCUCGGCGCUUCAAGUGUUUCCGUUUCGAGUCUAUGCGGACUGCUUAUGAUCUUGCGUGUAUACGCCUUAUACCAUCGUUCAAAUACCCUUCUGGUCCUACUCCUGUCAAUCUGGGUCGCUCAACUAGUUACCUCGGUGGUAGGGAUAAGUACUGCUGGAGCGUUGCAAUUGCCUCCUGGUCCCAUGUUUGUCGGAUGCAUUCUGACCGCCACAAGUAAAUGGCUUGCCGUUAACUGGGCUGGACCGCUAAUUUUGGACGGUGCUAUCUUCUUUUUGACGCUGUGGCGCACGCGCGAAUACCUCCGCUCUUCGGACAAAAUCCCUUUACUCCAGAUUCUGGUUCGCGACGGCACGCUCUAUUUCCUCGUGAUUUUCCUGGUCAAUCUUUCCAACGCUUUCCUGUACUUCUUUGCCCCUAACAACCUUAAAUCUGCCGCCUCAUCAUUGACUGUCAUGCUGACUUCAGCGAUGGUUUCCCGUCUCGUCCUAAAUCUCCGCUCUGCCCCUGCCGCCGGGGUCAAGCUGGUCAACUCUGCCACGUUAUCACGCCCGAACACAUCUAUCGUAUUCAGCACGAUGGCGACGAUAGCUAUCGGAAAUAUGGGAGAGGAAGUCGAAACGUCGAAGGGAUCCAAGCCUGCCUCUAAUCGGGACUCAGUUCAUCUGGAACCAUGA
Cyclocybe aegerita is the source of this 1071-nucleotide messenger RNA. The record is from the annotation of a GenBank genome assembly. NCBI's taxonomy places the organism in Eukaryota, Fungi, Basidiomycota, Agaricomycetes, Agaricales, Hemipholiotaceae.